AUGCGUCUCAGAAUAGGUGGUCUCAUGCGCAGAAUCCAGCGUUUUAGUGCCUCCUCGUGGUCUGCAUCAGGUCCUGCAAAGCAUGUCAAGAUAGAUGACGAAGAGCGCGGUGUAGACUCCUAUGAUUUACCGACUCGACUACACCAUCAAUCAUCUUUCCACAUGAUUAAAAUGAUUCUCCUGGUCCUCCUAGCUAUUCUAUUCAUAGUCCUCUUAUUAGGAUAUACCAUUUACAAACCACCCCAGUUCGUCAUCAAUUACCUCCAAUGGAAGUAUCCUGACGUCCUAUUCCAAAUUCCUCUCUCAAAUGCCCACCGCGUCAUCGCUUUGACAAUCGACGAUGCACCUUCGGGAGAAACAUCUCGAAUCUUAGAUCUACUCAAGAUCUACGACGCCAAAGCUACCUUUUUCAUCAUCGGCAGCCAAGUUUCCUCGCACCCCUCUCUAAUCCAACGCAUCCACGCCGAAGGUCACGAGUUAGGAAACCACGCCUGGGCCGACGAGCCAUCCAUCUCGCUCCCCAUCUCUGAGCUCGAGCGUCAAAUCAAAGAAGUCGAGGAUCUUCUCCCGCCCAAUCGUCCGAUCUCCGGUUCCAAAAUCCCACCCAAGUACUUUCGUCCCGGUUCCGGAUUCUUCAAUGCGCAAAUGUUGGAGAAGGCAAGACAGUGGGGUUAUCGCGUUGCGUUGGGGAGUAUCUAUCCUCAUGAUCCGCAAAUCCACAAUGCGAGGAUUAACGCGAAGCAUGUUCUGAGUAUGGCGAGACCGGGAGGUAUCAUCAUCAUGCACGAUAGACGAUCGUAUUCGGCUGCCGAGAUUGAGUUGGUUCUUGGAGGGUUGAAGAAGAGGAAGUAUAGGAUUGAGUCGCUAGGAGGCUUGCUUGGAGUCGCGGGGAUGAAUCAGGCGAUAUAA
Messenger RNA from Botrytis byssoidea, 909 nucleotides. RefSeq lists its product as uncharacterized. The coding region runs from base 1 to 909 and encodes 302 amino acids. Gene Ontology annotation, molecular function: hydrolase activity, acting on carbon-nitrogen (but not peptide) bonds. Gene Ontology annotation, cellular component: membrane. Gene Ontology annotation, biological process: carbohydrate metabolic process. The record is from RefSeq and is a predicted model, not a curated record. The transcript has a single exon. Lineage: Eukaryota; Fungi; Ascomycota; Leotiomycetes; Helotiales; Sclerotiniaceae.